Molecule: messenger RNA, 1434 nt
Organism: Naegleria lovaniensis
Lineage: Eukaryota; Heterolobosea; Eutetramitea; Acrasida; Naegleriidae
Exons: 1
Coding region: 1-1434 (477 amino acids)
Molecular function (GO): S-adenosylmethionine-dependent methyltransferase activity
Source: RefSeq, a predicted model, not a curated record
AUGGAUCCUUGGAAUGAACAGAAUAAUAAUAUUAUUAGCGAUGAACUAGCCAACGACAGAAUUAGAACUCAACAACAAUCGUCGGAUCGGUCAAAUUGGAUUCCUGGGUCUAAAGUAUUAUAUGAUGAUAAUGAUGAUCAUCAUGACUCACAUCAUCAUGCGGAAGAGGAUGAUGAUUUUGAAACUGAAGAUUUUGUUUUUUCAAAAGUAUUAAUUGCGUUUUCCAGAUAUGAAAGAUAUUACUUUAAUGUUCUUGACAAGAAGAUUGAAUUCUUCCAUAGAGUAUGGAAUCAAAGUUUGGGUGAUAUCAAAAAACAUAUUACUGUUUCGGAAGCAUUGCCAGACCAAUUUGACAAAUUCAUGUCCAUGAAGAUGGCCAUUAGAAAUAAUUAUGAAAAUUUAAUUUUGAAGAUUAUUGAGUCACAUACAUCACAGUUCUUGGAGAGUGAAGACUAUAAUCAUCUAGAACAGCAUGCUGUUUUUAACACCGACCAUCAAGAUGCAGGAUUUUAUCAAGUUUAUCAUUUAAAACCACGAAUAAUGGAAGUCAAUGUUCCUUCAUACAUGUAUCGAACUGAGGAUAUUGCUACGCUGUUGAGUUCUGAAGAUUAUGACAAGGUUACCUCCACGGUUAAACAGUUUGUAAGAGACUGGAGCGAGGCAGGACAAAUUGAACGACAAAAUAGCUAUCAACUCAUUCUAAACGAGAUUGAAAAACUGCUACCUCUUCAUGGAAGUCUCAACAAGUAUAAGGUGCUAACACCUGGUGCAGGACUUGGAAGAUUAACGUGGGAAAUUGCUCGUGCUGGUUAUUAUAGCCAAGGAAAUGAGUUUUCUUUUCACAUGCUUCUUGCAAGCGCCUUUAUUUUGAAUCAUCCUUAUAGGGAGAUUGUUGUCGAAGGAAUUGCAAAAUUUGAACAGUUUGAGAUUUUCCCCUUUGUAACACACAUGAGUGACUUGUUUUCGAGAAACGAUCAGCUAUGUUCGUUUAAGGUACCUGACGUGAAUCCAGGGAAGUUACUUCCUAAUGGUGUUGAGUUUUCUAUGGUUGCAGGCGAUUUUGUCGAUGUUUACAGAAAAGAAAAUCAACGAGAGUUUUGGGAUUGCAUUGCCACUUGCUUUUUUAUUGACACUGCUGCCAACAUCUUUGAUUACUUAAACACUAUUUAUCAUUCGUUAAAAGAUGGUGGAUAUUGGAUUAAUUUAGGCCCUCUUUUGUGGCAUUACCACGAAAUGGGAGAAAAUAGAUUUUCCAUAGAUAUUACUUAUGAAGAGUUGAAACAAGUCGCCCAAAAGAUGGGAUUUGAAUUCGUUUAUGAAAACACGAAUGUAGAAAAUACUUAUAUUUCUUCAUUUGGGAAUGAGAGGCACUCAAUGAGGAGAACAGUUUACCACUGUGUUCUAUUUUCUGCCAGAAAAAUUCCACGUCAAUGA